AGUCGCCCAGUCUCCCAGCUAGACCUCUCAACAAGGUGUCUGCCCGGCCACCGCCGUCGCACGCGACAAGUCUGCCCCGUAGACACCCGCCCUGUCCCGGGUCCCUUGACCGAACUUCUCCCCCGGUGAUACCAGCCCGCUUUUUUUCGGCCAUGGCAACGAGUGCGAAGCGAAAGCAGGAGGAGACUCAUCUGAAGAUGCUCCGGGAAAUGACUAGCCUGCCCGCGAAUAGGAAAUGCUUCGACUGCGACCAGCGCGGCCCGACCUAUGUCAACAUGACAGUGGGCUCCUUCGUCUGCACCACCUGCUCUGGGAUCUUGCGAGGACUGAAUCCCCCACACAGAGUGAAGUCCAUCUCUAUGACCACGUUCACACAUCAGGAAAUCGAGUUCCUACAGAAACACAGCAAUGAGGUCUGUAAACACAUCUGGUUGGGCCUCUAUGACGACAGGACAUCAGUUGUUCCAGAUUUCCGAGAACCGCAGAAAGUAAAAGAGUUUCUUCAGGAAAAAUACGAAAAGAAAAGAUGGUAUGUUCCUCCAGACCAGGCAAGAUCAGUAGUAAGUGUCCAGGCCUCUGUGUCCGGCUCCUCUGCCAGCAGUACUGGUAGUACCCCAGAAGUCCAACCCCUCAAGACCCUGCAGCUCAACAAGACCCCGCUGCGCCAGUCUCCAGGGCUUGCUCGUUCCCAGGCUCACAGCGCUGCUCAGGAGAAGAAAUUUGACUUGCUCUCUGACCUGGGAGGAGACAUCUUUGCUGCCCCACCCACUCAAACUUCCAGUUCUGCAAACUUUGCCAACUUUGCACAUUUUCCAAGCCAGUCGGCACCUCAGGGUAAUUCAAAUACCAACUUUGCCAACUUUGAGGCAUUUGGAAACACUGCAAUUCCAUCCCAUCUGAGCACGUCACCCCCCUCAAAGUCCUUUUCAUCAGGGGGAGGCGUUCCAAUCCCGACAAUGUCUAGUGCCGUCCCUGCCCAGUCCCAGAUAGGAAGCUGCACAGAGGAUCGCUAUGCUGCUCUGGCUGAGUUGGACAACGAGCUCAGCACCACUGUCUCCACAGGCAGCAGUGUGCAGGGGAACAUAUUUGGACCAGUGCUUGGUUCAUCGCCAGCCCAGAAUGCUCCUGUGUUACCCAGCAUGCAGCCUGGCUUUGGAGCCGUCCCAUCCACAAAUCCUUUCGUUGCUGCAGCCGUUGCCCCGGAGAUGGCCACCAACCCUUUCCAGACCAAUGGCAGAGCUCCAGCUGCAGCCUCGUUUGGCACUGGCUCUAUGAGCAUGCCCGCCGGCUUUGGGAAUGCGUCUUCCUACUGCCUCCCGACCAGUUUCAGCGGAAACUUCCAGCAGCAAUUCCCUGGCCAGGCCCCCAUCCCUUACUCUCAACCUGGGGCCUACCACCCUCAGUCUAAUGGCCCUGCAUUCUCAGUCUACGGCCAGAACAAGCCCACGAUGACGCCCUUUGGGCAGCCCAUGGCUGGCCCUGGCAUGUCCAAUAAUCCAUUCAUGGCGGGAGCCCCAGCCGGGUCGUUCCCUUCAGGGGGUUCAUCCACCAACCCUUUUCUGUAGCACAGCUCCCACUCGUCGCCACCAGAGGGCAGCAUGCAGCACAUAUUCAACGCACCCGUUCCGUCAUGCAAUUAGAGGCAGUACGUUUUUUAAAAAAGACUUUUUUCUUUUUCGUUUUUUCAUUAAAAAAAGUUUACAACACUAUGAAGGAGUACAAAGGACAAUACUGAAGACUAAGGGACUUUUGUUGGGGAAAAUGUACUGUUUGGACUAUAUACAUUAUAUGCUUUUUAUUUUUUUGUUUAUGACUGUAAGCUCUGUGCAUAUCAUCAUUUGUAGCCACAAGUAAGUACAUGUUAUGUAUAACAAGGACUGAGUUAACAAAAAGGUGAGUAUACACACACCUUGUGGGAAAAAACCCACUACAGACUAUCUUCAUAGGUAAGGGUAUACACUUUAAGAUUAUUAACAGGGUUCCAUCCAAAUCCAUGAUCUGUGGUUUUAAGCAACCACAAUGAUGCAGGGAUUUCAUUUUCAAAAGGGAAUUUUUUUCUUCUUUCAGAAUAAUUGCUUUUAUGAUGGCACUACGGAGCAAAAUGCCCUUUAUUAUCCUUAAGAUCCAGUUCCAAGUUGCCCGUAACCCAAAGCAACCAAAUCCACAUGUUUUUGACUUAGAGUAACAUCUCAAGCUGGUGGAUGGGACAAAGCAUUGAUCCUAGGCUAUUAGUCAUUCUUUUAAAUAUUGGCAAUAUUGUAAAAAAUUAGCAGAUGUUCAAUUUUGGUUUGAAACCAAGGGCAGCUCCUUAAAUAUGAGGCCAGCAGAGACGUCAGAUGCUUUAGCCCGCCAAGUAAAAGGACAGGUAUGUUUACUAGAGCACAAACGGAGGAAGAGUCAAGAGAUGCAGACAUGAAGAUGAGUAUUUCUUUGUCCUUUUAAAGUACCUUAGCUAAUCUGUAAACAUUGUUAAAAUUGUUAACGAUAGUCUCAUUAACCCCUCCUGCUGGUUGAAGAUGUCAGAGGAGCAAAUUUCAGAUAUUCACUAUAUUUUAUGACUGUGGUAAAGACAAAAGGAACGACUGUUAUGAAGCUUCAGGGUUGUGGGUGUGACCCAGAACAAGUGAAGCAGUUAUUCACAUGGUUGCCCUUGACUUGUCCUCUUGACAGGGAAUGACAGGUUUACCAGAGCCUGCCGAGGCAAAAAAACAAACAAAAAUUGGAAACAGAAUAUUUAUGAAAUAUGAGUUGUGUUGUAUUUGCCACACUCCCUCGAAAUCUGUUUCCUUCUUUGCCUUCUGAUCAAAAAGGAUUUGGAGUGAAGAAGAGGAUGAGGAGACAUAUUGAUCUCCUCUCAGGUUGCUUUAAACUAAGGCAAGGGAAAAGAACAGAUUCAUUUAGGGACUGUUGCAUCUCUGGGUCACAUGGGACUCCGGAGAGUCGGGUCUCUAUUGUGCCACCAAUGACUAACAAUGAAUUUGACAAUGUGUUUCUUGUCUUUACAAGAAAAUAGGUAAGUAAAUGUGUACAUAUAUAAAUAUAUGUAUAAAUAAAUUAAAAGAUU
Chelmon rostratus (copperband butterflyfish) is the source of this 3064-nucleotide messenger RNA. RefSeq names its product ArfGAP with FG repeats 1b (gene agfg1b). Gene Ontology annotation, molecular function: GTPase activator activity. The transcript has 12 exons. Bases 153 to 1565 code for a protein of 470 amino acids. NCBI's taxonomy places the organism in Eukaryota, Metazoa, Chordata, Actinopteri, Chaetodontiformes, Chaetodontidae. The record is from RefSeq and is a predicted model, not a curated record.